Messenger RNA from Vanessa atalanta (red admiral), 2983 nucleotides. RefSeq lists its product as uncharacterized. Lineage: Eukaryota; Metazoa; Arthropoda; Insecta; Lepidoptera; Nymphalidae. Gene Ontology annotation, cellular component: nucleus. The record is from RefSeq and is a predicted model, not a curated record. The coding region runs from base 452 to 2392 and encodes 646 amino acids. The transcript is spliced from 8 exons. Gene Ontology annotation, biological process: regulation of transcription by RNA polymerase II. Gene Ontology annotation, molecular function: DNA-binding transcription factor activity, RNA polymerase II-specific; RNA polymerase II cis-regulatory region sequence-specific DNA binding.
UCGUGGGUUUACGCUCCCACUUUUACCGUUAUCUGACUAGCCGUUCAUUUCGUUUUCGGAUCGGACGUGGCUUGGUCUCUAGUAUUUUUCACAUUUAAAUCCCGGCAUUUCCUUAUCUAAUUAGUGCAGUAUCGUAUCGCGGGUUUACCCUAACACACAUAUUUACACUACAUUUGAUGUGUUCCCCCAUUCAAUAACAGCGCGCAAAUCGUGAGGCCGGCGUAUUCAACGACGUAAACAAGCUUGCCAGCUAGGCACCAUGCGGUCGAAGUCUUUUCCAUAUGCCAGAUGAACGCUUACCUGUGCACACACAAUUAGUAACUUAAAUUUAACAGUCGCGUAAUUAUAGAGACCUGUGAAUGUGAACUGUAUUUAUAUGUGUAACAUAAUAGUGGGUGCAAAAUUGACAUCAGUGAAAUAUAUGUUCUAAUGUGUAAUUUUAAAAAUAAAAAUGGAUAAAAAGCUAGACCUGUUAUCCUUGUUUGAGUCGGACUCGUGGCAGGCCUCUGAUGACUUCCUGGAAAAUAUAUUUUCUUUAGAGCAGGGGUCAUUGAACUUCUUAGACGAUUCAUUGCCUGAUUUAAAUCUAACACCUCAUAAUGCAUCUCAACCAGAAGGUCUUAGUAGUUCUUGUUCCGACAGUGGAUUAUCAAGUGACCCAGCAGAAUUUGACUUCGAACAACAAUUGUCACCUUUCCUCAUCCAAAACUCAUGUGAUGAGGAUUUAUCAGCGCCCGUUCUAGAACCGAUGAGCCCUUGCAACGCCCAGGAUGUUAUUAUACAGGAUACGAACGAUACCUCGAACAGUUCAACGGAAGUUCAGGAAACAUUUGACAUGCUUGACUUCGAACAGAACGUUGUCCCUGGUUUCUUGAAUAACAAUACAUUCCAAAGCCCUGGUAAGGUUGGUAGAAAACGCCGUCUCUCCCACACACCACAAGUCGUCCAGCCGAAAGUCCAAAAACCAACUAUUAGGUUACCUACAUCGGUCCAAAAACCCCUAGUCGUUAAGGCGCAACCACAAAAACCCCUCAAAGUAACGAAUAUACAAGUCAUCAAUCCCCAAACUAAAGUAUAUUCGAAGCCCGUAGAGAGUGUCGCACCGCAGCGAAGAAUGAUUCGCGUCGCGCCAAUGGCUGGCAACCCGAGAUCAAUACUAUUGCCGGUCACAAUAAAAGAUAUGAAAGAUCUUAAAUCAAUCAAAAUCAUCAACGCAGCGGAUCUGAAGAACGCGACGAAUAUCAAAAUAGCGGCGGCGAACCUUCUUUCGCAGAGUAAACUGCAAGAUUUCAAAGUCGAGUCUCGCAGUGACUGCGAUUAUGAUCAAAACGGCAAUCAUUGUGAUGACUCAGGCACCGAUCACAGCGAUGACGAAGAUGAUCACAAGGAAACCCAAUUAAACGAUGGGAGAAACGGAUAUCCCCGUCUCGUUCUAACCGCUGAGGAAAGACGGCUGCUUGCAAAGGAGGGAAUCACAUUGCCAACGAGCUACCCACUCACCAAGCACGAAGAAAGGGAACUGAAGAGGAUCAGACGCAAGAUCCGCAACAAAAUCUCCGCCCAGGACUCUCGUAAACGGAAGAAGGAAUACGUCGACGGAUUGGAGGAUAGGGUCAAACAGUGCACCGCAGAAAACCAGACACUUAUCAGGAGGAUAAAAAUACUUCAGACCCAGAACCAGUCCCUAACGCAACAGUUGAAGAAAUUACAGAACGUACUGACGGGCGUGACGUCCGGCUCGGGCGGCAAGGCGCAGCCGGCCACGUGCCUGCUGGUGCUGCUGCUGUCCGUGGCGCUGGUGGCGCUGCCGUCCGUGCACGAGGAGGUGCGCCGCGCGCCGCCCGCGCCCGACGCCGCCGCGCCCGCCGUCACGCGCGCGCUGCUCUCCGCCGCCAACAAAAUGGUUCUGGAUGAAACCGUAAUAGACGACGGGGAAUUUAAUAUGGAUGAAUUGAUAACAUUCAACCGCGCGCACUCCGACCACGACUACCAAGUGGUGAAGAGCCUGGACUCCGGCAAGGCGUUGUCCGGCGGGUACGUAGACCUGCCCAUAGACGAGGACUGGCCCCCCAAUCUCAAGAAACGAAUGAAAAAGAUAGAGUUCGACUAUGACGACGGCUCGGAUUACUUGCCGCCCAUAGUUAAGGAGGAGAAUUAUGAGAAUUCGUAUAAAACAACGUCUAAAAUCGAAGACAACGAAAUCAAAUUACAUAACGAUUUUCUAACGAACACCCUCCUGUCGACGGGCCGAAAGCUCGGCGAGUUGUUGGAGGCCUUCCCGCCAGUCCCCGUCAAGAAUGAGGAUCUAGUUAUCGAGGAGGUUUCGGAUUUUGAUACGAGAAAUAACAUAACAGGAGUUAAGAGUUUCGUAGUCAACGGCUCGUUAAAUUAAUUCUAAUUUACUAUAUCCUAUUAUUUCGCUAUUCUCGCAUCGCACGUUAUUCAUAUCGGAUAUUAUUUUAUUAUAAUUUUAUACAGAUAAAUAUUUUUUAUUUCUAUAUUCAAUGAAAUUAUUCCUUGAUUUAGUUUAAGCUGAAAUAUAUGACCCAUUUUACCAUAAUUGUUGAGAUUGUAAUGUGUUUCGCGUAAAUAUUUAACGAUUAUGGUGGUGUGAUCGUGAUCGUCUCUAGGUUAAGUAUUACUUCGUGACUAAGUAUAUCGAAACAUAAUAAUUCGUUGAGUAUGUAUUUAUUUUUUAAAUCAAAAUUAAUAUAUUGAUGAAUUAUAUUUUAAAGAUUUUAUAUAAACUUUGGAAUGUCAUUCGUUUUUGCCUAGAUUAAGGUGUUUUUAAGCAUUUUCGUUACGACUUGGUGCAAUUAUGUGUAAGUACUGAUCUACAGUGUUAGUUUUUAUUUAGUUUAAUACAAUUAUAAUAAAUACAGAAUAAGUUCUUAUUCCUUUAAAAUUAUUUUCUGAAACGUCGGAUUAUGAGGUCGUUGAAUUUGGAAUACAAUUGUUAUAUUAAAUAAAAUGUGAAGGAAAA